Molecule: messenger RNA, 635 nt
Organism: Boeremia exigua
Lineage: Eukaryota; Fungi; Ascomycota; Dothideomycetes; Pleosporales; Didymellaceae
Exons: 2
Source: RefSeq, a predicted model, not a curated record
CGACGCGCUAACGAACAACCAGCGAGCACUGACGUCGUGUGCUGCCUCUCACGCCCGGAGCGCGUCCUCGCAAUGCCGCACCGAUGAGCUUCAUCCAGCGCCUCGACAGCGCCGCCCCGUUGGGCUACACAACCCCCCCCCUUCCCAUCGCUCUACUGGCCGCUUCCGCCCGGCGCCGCGCAAUCCUACUACCUCUACACGCCGUCAGAUAUCCUGCGCUUCACCGUCUACUGGACGCUGCUGCUAGCGGGCGGCAUACACCUCGUCGUUGCGCUGUGGGCAUGCAUCACGCAGUGGCGCAACUGGAAGUACGUGUGGGUAGUGCCGCCCCUAUUUUCGCUUGUGGGUGCGCUCGAGGGCCUGUUUGCGGGCGCCAUCGUGGGCGGGCUGCUGGGCGGCGUCUACCAGAGCGGCUAUUUUGAGAUGAGCACGUGGAUCCCGUUUGUGUGGGGGUGCAUCAACGCCCUGGUGUUGAUUCUGGCCAGUUUUGCAACCUAUGGUGGGCUGUAGUCAUGGCGAAGAGACGCGCGGCUUGAAUGCCGAGUUUCGGCAAGCAGGACGAGAGGUGAACAAUAGUAUUCAUGGAAUAUCAUACUCAAGCCACAAGUGCAAUCUAACCCGAUAUGUGUCCCUUU